AUGGAACCAGCGACGGAGGGGUCGGACGCGACAGCAACCGCGAAUGCCGCAGCGACCGCUAAAGCGAAUGCGACCACGACUGCGACCGUGAAUGCGACCACGACUGCGACCGUGAAUGCGGCCAAGACUGCGACCGCGACAUCUAGCGGCGGGAAGCGGCGAGACCAGUCUGAUACAGUGAUGGUUAUUGUUACAGGAUACCCACAGUAUUCUCAACCCCAAGACUUGGUGCGAAUCUUCAGCAAAUUCGGAGAAGUGAAAGUUGACAAGUUGACCCCCAAAUUCGCCAUACUGAGUUACACCAACAAAGAUGCUGCAUUGGAAGCUGUGCAAGCGUCCAAGAAAGUCAAUGUGUAUGGAGAAUUCCUGAUUGUGAAACUGCACAAUGAGAAGAUGGCAGCGGAAUUAGCAAAAUCGUCGCCGAAAAAAGAUUUCCCUAGAACUAAACAGAAAGGUACAAUAAUCGAGCCGGCGCAGAUAGAUCUGUCGGGCUCGUUCCCGCAGCAGCUGGAGCGACUGCUGGCCGCCGUGAGACUCACGCAGGAGGAGGUCACCGCCCUCACCGCGCUAUACACCGACGUGGAGAAUGCGCUCCGGCCGCACUACGCGGGGUGUUCCGCGGUCCCGUUCGGGUCCAUAACGACGGGUCUGGGCGUCAAGUCGUCAGACGCGGACUGCUUCGUGCUGCUGCCGCCGCAUCACCGCACUCCCCACGCCAACCACGUCAACAAGGCCAGGAGGCUGCUGGAGCUGCAUCCCAAGCCUAUUAAUGUCCCCACUGCUGGGACACAGGCCUUACCUUUGGAUGGAAUACGGAGACGGAGCCAUGACUCACCACGCGGGCCCAGUGCGGAUUGGUAUUCGCCGAGAUCCUAUCUAUACCGCGAGCGAACACUCCCAUAGUGAAAUUCUUUCACAUCCCGACCGGAACUAACUGUGAUCUCACCUUCAAGACUCCCCUAGGAGCCCAAAACAGCAAACUAAUUGCCUUCCUUCUCCACGCAGACCCCAGGCUUAUACCUCUAGCUGUCACCAUCAAAUACUGGGCCAAAGUUCACGAUCUAUCCGGAACAGGGAAACUGACAAAUUAUGCUUUAACUCUACUCAUUAUAUUCUACCUUCAACUACCCCCUUUGAACAUCCUCCCAAGCAUAUAUUCACUUCAGCGAGACCAAGCUAACGACGUCGUUGUAG
This is a messenger RNA of Chilo suppressalis (striped riceborer), 1194 nucleotides long. The record is from the annotation of a GenBank genome assembly. NCBI's taxonomy places the organism in Eukaryota, Metazoa, Arthropoda, Insecta, Lepidoptera, Crambidae.